Messenger RNA from Bufo gargarizans (Asiatic toad), 5025 nucleotides. RefSeq names its product carnitine palmitoyltransferase 1A (gene CPT1A). Gene Ontology annotation, biological process: fatty acid metabolic process; carnitine metabolic process. The coding region runs from base 125 to 2461 and encodes 778 amino acids. Gene Ontology annotation, molecular function: carnitine O-palmitoyltransferase activity. The transcript is spliced from 19 exons. The record is from RefSeq and is a predicted model, not a curated record. Lineage: Eukaryota; Metazoa; Chordata; Amphibia; Anura; Bufonidae. Gene Ontology annotation, cellular component: mitochondrion.
GGGCUGGGCUGGACAGGGCUGACUUUCCAUUCUGUGGAGUGUUGCAGGGGAGAGAGGCUGGGGAUUUGCAGAGCUUCAGGCUGCAGCUUGUCAAGAGCUAAGCAAAGACAGGGGCAUCACAAAGAUGGCAGAAGCUCAUCAGGCUGUAGCAUUCCAGUUUACAGUAACUCCAGAUGGAAUUGACCUAAGAUUAAGCCAUGAAGCUCUGCGACAGAUCUACCUUUCCGGCCUCCACUCCUGGAAGAAGAAGUUUAUUAGGUUUAAGAAUGGUAUCCUCACCGGCGUCUUCCCAUCAACCCCAACCAGCUGGUUAGUCGUAGUGGUUGGUGUGACCUCCACAUCAAUGUACACCAAAGUGGAUCCAUCAUUUGGUUUGAUAGAGAAAAUAAACCAGGCACUUGCUACCACCGGCUACAUGUCCAGUCAGACUCAGAACAUUGUCAGUAAUGUCCUCUUUGGCACAGGCUUUUGGGUGGCCUUGACCGCAACAAUGCGAUAUUCCCUAAAGAUGCUUCUGAAUUAUAAUGGAUGGAUGUUUGAAGAGCAUGGAAAACUCUCCAAGAGUACAAGGUUAUGGAUGGGAAUGGUGAAAUUGUUCUCUGGCCGAAAGCCUAUGCUUUACAGCUUCCAAACUUCUCUUCCUCGUCUCCCCGUGCCAGCUGUGAAGGACACGGUCAAAAGGUUCCUGGACUCUGUGAAACCACUGAUGGAUGAGGAACAAUUUAAGAGAAUGGAAGGUCUUGCCAAAGAUUUUGCCGUCAACCUUGGACCAAGGCUUCAGUGGUACUUGAAACUUAAAUCGUGGUGGGCCACAAACUAUGUCAGCGACUGGUGGGAAGAAUACAUCUACCUCAGGGGUCGCGGGCCAAUCAUGGUCAACAGUAAUUACUAUGCAAUGGAUUACCUUUAUGUCUUGCCAACCACAGUGCAAGCAGCCAGAGCUGGCAAUGCGAUCCAUGCACUUCUGCUCUACCGGAGAAAACUGGACAGGGAGGAAAUUAAACCGAUUCAGCUGAUGGGAUCGACAGUUCCAUUAUGUUCAGCUCAGUGGGAAAGAAUGUUUAAUACUUCCCGUAUACCCGGAGAAGAGACAGACACCAUUCAGCAUGUGAAGGACACCAAACAUAUUGUUGUCUACCAUAAGGGUCGUUACUUCAAAGUGUGGCUUUAUCAUGAUGGAAGGUUAUUGAAGCCGAGAGAGAUUGAACAACAGAUGCAGCGAAUCAUUGAUGACAAGUCUGGACCUCAGCCUGGAGAGGAAACGCUGGCCGCACUCACCGCAGGAGACAGGGUGCCAUGGGCCAAGGCUCGUAAAGAUUACUUCGGAAAUGGAAAGAACAAGCAAAGCUUGGACGCUGUUGAGAAAGCUGCUUUCUUUGUAACUCUAGAUGACACCGAGCAAGGAUACAACAAGGAAGACCCAGUGACCUCCCUCGACAAAUAUGCCAAGUCUCUCCUACAUGGAAAAUGCUUUGACAGGUGGUUUGACAAAUCAAUGAGUUUCAUUGUCUUCAAGAAUGGCAAGAUGGGUAUGAACUGUGAGCAUUCCUGGGCCGAUGCCCCAAUUGUCGGUCAUCUGUGGGAAUAUGUCAUGGCAACUGAUAAAUUGGACCUUGGCUAUAACGAAGAUGGUCAUUGUAAGGGGGAUGUCCAUCCUAGCAUUCCUCCUCCAAGCAGACUGCAGUGGGACAUCCCAGAAGAGUGCCAAAAUGUGAUUGAGAGUUCCUUGACUGUUGCCAAUGCCCUCGCAGAUGAUGUUGACUUUCAUUCAUUCCCUUUCGAAAACUUUGGCAAAGGUCUGAUCAAGAAAACUAGAACAAGCCCUGAUGCCUUUGUUCAGCUGGCUCUUCAACUGGCACACUUCAGAGAUAAAGGCAAGUUCUGUCUGACAUAUGAGGCCUCCAUGACAAGGCUGUUCAGAGAAGGCAGAACUGAGACAGUCCGCUCAUGUACCAUUGAGUCCAGUGAAUUUGUUUUGGCCAUGUCAAAUCCCAAAGAAAAUAAUGACUCAAGAGUGAAGUUUUUCAAGGCAGCAGCAGAGAAACAUCAGCAGAUGUACCGUCUGGCCAUGACCGGGGCUGGAAUAGAUCGUCACCUCUUCUGUCUUUAUGUUGUGUCCAAGUACCUGGCAGUGGACUCACCUUUCCUUAAAGAAGUUCUGUCAGAACCAUGGAGACUGUCUACAAGUCAAACACCUCAGCAACAGGUUCACCUUUUCCAACUGGAGAAGUAUCCAGAAAAUGUCUCAAGUGGUGGUGGCUUUGGACCUGUUGCCAAUGAUGGAUACGGUGUUUCCUAUAUCAUUGUUGGUGAAAAUCUGAUCAAUUUCCACAUAUCAAGCAAAUUUUCUAGCCCAGAAACAGACUCUCACCGCUUUGGACAACACAUCAGACAAGCCAUGCUGGAAAUUAUGGGCUUAUUCAACAACUCCACAAACAACUGCAACAAAGGAAAGAAGUAAAGCCUCCAAGUCUGAAGAUGAGAUGGAAUAAAAAACAAACCUAAAAAAAAACAGAAAAAUAAACUGAAGACUCCCUGACCCCUUUCUAGUUUUAAAAUCAAUAUAUUACAACCACAACGGUCCUGACAGAACUAACUUUGAAGCUAAUGCUUUUAGCGACUGCAGACAGCUCUCUCUCCAUAGUCUUCUGCCGGUUAUUUUUUAUUUUUUUUAAUUAGUUUUUAGGCGUUUUUAUGUUGCAAGGUCUGCGGAACAUAUACUUUACAUUACUUCAGUUGCUGCUGGAAUGUCCUCCAGAAAUGUUACAAGGGCUUCUCUUUUAUUGGAGACCUACACCACGCUGUGUGGCCUCCUCUUCUUCUCAAUGUACUCUUCAUUUUUUUAUUUCUUUUUGGACAUUUUUUUUCCUUUGAUUUCCUAACCUGGCUAUAGUUUGCCAGUUGAUAACCCCGGACAGGGUUGUUCUCUGUGGGUCCACGACUUCACCUGUAUACUUGCCAACGGUCCCAAUGAUUAUGGGACUGUCCCAUGAAUGGCACCUCAAAGGGUUGCGGGUUACUGCUAAUUUGCAUUGAAAUAGGCAUUCCUGGUCCGUUUUGGGGGUGUUUCCGGACAGAAGCUUCAAUGUCCUGUGAUUUUUGGAUUUAAGUGUUGGUAGGUAGGCCUCUGCCUCCACGUACGUGAUAUCUUCUGCUAAUCGCACUUUAUGUCUCCCAGAAACCAUCCUAUGGACCAUUUUAUGCUUUCACUUACGCAGUGGAGAUAUUCUUAUCGACAUUUACACAUGGUGGCGGCGUCUUGAGGAGCAGCUUGAUCUAAGAAAGUAUAAUUUUACUAGAAGAUACUGUAAUUAACUCAACCUAGUACUUGAAUAACGUACAGGCUUAUUGUAUGUCGUAUGUAAACCUGCAUUUAUACCAUUUACAAUGGGAUCAGGCUAACCAUUACCAGUAUAGAAUUGAGGGUGGCAUCGAUAGGACAGUCAUAGCUAGGCUUUACUUCACCCGGGCCAAACAGGCAGUUCAUUAGUCCUGUAUCCAAAUCGUCCAGCACCAGUGACAUCCCGCAUACAGUCACAUGGACCAAUAGUAUUUCCUGUAAAGGGGACGUCACCGGUGACGUACCAUUUUGGGAACAUGUUUUGCAGCCAGAGAUGUGCAUGAACACAUACAGAUAGAGGGUCUCUGUGUUGUAAAAACUGGGGCCUGACUAAAAGCAUACGGAGAAAUUAAAGGGUGGACGUUUACAAGAUAUGUAAGGGCUCUGGCAUAAAUGCAAUUACCAAUAGAAAUACAAUAUAAAUUACAUUUUAAUAAAUGGCUGAACACCGACGUUCGCUCUACAAGAGCAGUGUCAGACUAGGGUUCCUCGAGUCCACCAGAGGAAAUUAUUCUUGGGAGCCCAACCCCCCCCAUAUCAUCAAUAAAGUCUAACAGGUUUUGAAUCAAAGAAAUAGAACCUAGAGGUGAGUGAUUAGCUCCAAAUGGAUAUAAUCUCCUGGACCUAUGGCUUCAGGCCCACCAAAAGAACCUGUGGUACUCUGGUGGACCACCCCAACCCUGUACAAGAGAAUAUAUCCAGGAGUAAAAUAUGACUUGUAACUUAGAUUUUAAGGACUACUGGGCCAGUUUGUUUUUCCUAAAAAUGAUUAAAGGGGUUGGCCACCUUUUGAGCAGGCAGGAGGGUGGUCGUGUUGGUGGCAAUCCUACUUACCUGGUCCCCGCUCCUUCAUUCCCUGUCCUCGGCUGCUUCACUCGGGUUCCUCGCUGUCAGCAUCCAUUUUGACAAUGCUACAGCCAAUCACUAGCCGCAGUGGUGACCUGCCCCUCCUCGUCACCUAACACAAGGGGAGCUGCAGUGGUGACCUAACGAAAGGGAGCAGGUCAACACUGCAGCCAGUGAUUGGCUACAGCGAAUGUUGACAGCGGGGAGCCCGAGCAAGGCAGAGGUGGUGAGGGAGCAAAGGAGCACCAGAGGCGGGUGAGCAGGUAGUAUGCUUCCCUAACCAAAACACAAACAAAAAUGUGGUGGUCAACCCAUUUAAACCCCACCCAUCGGAUCGAGGCGGAUCUUAUACAUGUAUCUUUACUAUUUGCUUUGUGAGUUUGGGCAUUAGACUCCCCUCCCCAUCCCCCAUUGGACAUUGGAGAGCUUAUGUUCCAGUGCCUUAUGUGUACAAGCAGUGGUGGGAGGAAGAUAGUCAUUAUAUAUAUAUAUAUAUAUAUACAGUAUAUAUAGUUCUAUGACUUGUAGUAUAUAUCAUGUUUACUGCCAUAGUGGUUUAUAGGGGUAAGAUAGUCGUAACACCACGUGCCUCGUUCUCCACAUAUCACAAGUAGUCACGUCUGGAGGCCACAGCUCGUAUCUUCUACACAGAUCGGAUCUCAUAACACGAUUGCUGACAUUUUUUAGAUUUUCCACUUCUGUUGGAUCUUGAAUGUAUUUAUUAGUGAACUUCACAGCAGUUAGGCUAGAUUUUACAAAUGGGGACCGACAGAUUUUACAGAUGACGCUCUAUGAUCAAUCAGGUUUCUAGUUAACGGAGGAGAUGUAUCAAAACUAGU